Zingiber officinale is the source of this 1599-nucleotide messenger RNA. RefSeq names its product WRKY transcription factor 22-like. Gene Ontology annotation, molecular function: transcription cis-regulatory region binding; DNA-binding transcription factor activity. Gene Ontology annotation, cellular component: nucleus. The transcript has 3 exons. Bases 133 to 1254 code for a protein of 373 amino acids. Gene Ontology annotation, biological process: regulation of DNA-templated transcription. The record is from RefSeq and is a predicted model, not a curated record. NCBI's taxonomy places the organism in Eukaryota, Viridiplantae, Streptophyta, Magnoliopsida, Zingiberales, Zingiberaceae.
AAAAAGUCAGCGACGAUCGCUGCGCCUUUCUCUAUCCUCUCCUUUUUCACCUCAUCCCUGCUCUCUUGGUCAACGCCUCCGUGGCUGCUUAGGCGGAUCUCGGGCACAGAUCUGGGGUUUUUUUUGAAGGAAAUGGCCGCCGACAACGACUGGGAUCUGGGCGCGGUAGUGAGGAGCUGCCGGGCGGCGGCGGCGGCGGCGGCUAAGACGUUGGAGAGGAGAGACUUUGCUUCUUUUCCUCUCUCGGAGGCGCCACUUGAAGUGCCGGAGGAGGCCGAAGGAGCGAAAGGUGGCUCCUUUUUCGGAUUCUCGGAUCUGUUCAAGCGCAGCGAUAGCGGCCAGGAGCUGGAGGAACUCUGCAAGCCCUUUUUGAAUAACAGAGUCUGCCAACGGCAACGGCCUGGAACUGGGACGGUGACCGAUUCCCAUUACUCUGCCUCUGCCGCUUCUGUUUUCGCGGCCGCUGUGGCUGGGCCGCAUCAGCCACACCUGCCGGCGAGGCAACCUCACCGGUCUCUCGUCCAGAUGCCUCGAGCCAAGCGCAGGAGAAACCAGCAUAAGAAGGUGGUGUGCCACGUCUCUGCCGCCAGGCUCUCCGACGACGAUGUGUGGGCGUGGCGCAAGUACGGACAGAAACCGAUCAAGGGUUCUCCUUAUCCUCGGGGAUACUAUCGGUGUAGCAGCUCAAAGGGGUGCUUAGCCCGGAAGCAGGUUGAGCGCAGCCGGGCGGACCCUGCCAUGUUCAUCAUCACUUACACCGCAGAGCACAACCACCCUGUCCCUACUCAUCGCAACUCCCUCGCCGGAAGCACCCGCCACAAGUUCCCUUCCCAUACCCCCGUCGCUACCGCCGCAACAGGAGACGCCUCCAGCGUCACCGGAUUCCCUCCUCACUCCCAGAAUCCCACCAGCAGCCCUCUCUAUUCCUCGGCCGCCGGUCUCUCCCCCACCACGCCCCUCACAUCCUCCAUGGAGGACGAACUCCUUAACCGCCGGCAGGAAGUAAAUGACGACGACGACGCAGAUGACGAGGAGAUGGAAAAUGAGGAAGAGAUGCUGCUGGUGGAGGACAUGGAGGUCAUGGGCGAGGACGAGUUGCUCUUCGUGGGCGUUGCGGAAGAAGUCGCUAUCCUAGAACCCGGGGAAGCGGCAGCGGAGCUCGUCGAUGACGAAAUCGGAGUAAGCGAGCACUUCCUUGCGCCUCCAUGGUUGUCGAGCAGUAAAAACGCCGCCGCUGCAGCUGGCGGCGGCUGACGCCUCUACAUCUCGACGUCGUUUCCCAACGGAGUGCCGAGGAAGAGAGUGCGUAAGGGGGCCGAAGGAGGAAACUCAAUGGCGGACGGCAUCACGUCCGUCCAUUUUUCACUUAUCUCACAUCUCAGCCGUUACUUCUCCUUUUCCUCCCACUAGUAAAAGUAGAGUACUGAAGUUAGUAAAACUGUAAAUUAUUCCCUCUCCAUCCCUGUGGUGUCUCCCUUGUUUAUGAAAAUGUUUAGAGAAAAGAGGAAUAGUCGCUCACUUACGGUCAACGCGGAUUGUCGUGUGAAGUUGAAACACAACACUGCUCUAGCUGUUGUCUUAUUGCUUUGGGAGACUAAA